Molecule: messenger RNA, 3245 nt
Organism: Linepithema humile (Argentine ant)
Lineage: Eukaryota; Metazoa; Arthropoda; Insecta; Hymenoptera; Formicidae
Product: scavenger receptor class B member 1
Cellular component (GO): membrane; cytoplasm
Molecular function (GO): scavenger receptor activity
Source: RefSeq, a predicted model, not a curated record
UUUCUAAAAAUAAAAUAUAUUUUUAAUAUUAAUACUCAGAUUAAUCCCGUGCCUUACGAUUUAAUUUGUGACUAUGUGUGCAUAGUCAACAACAGCGCUUACGCGCUGGGACAAACAAUUAUCUAAUCCAUAAUAAGUACGCACAGUCACAAGAAUGCCGUAACACAUAAACUUGCACGAGUGUGAAUUUUACACUCUAAUUCGAAUGUACCUUGACAUUCGUUGACAAAUGCAUGUGUUAAGGCAUUCGUGUGACUGUAUAUACCACAAAUUCGACUCAUGUUUGUCAAUAUUGGCCCGUAAAUUACGACCGCUUCACGAGUCCAAAAGGGGUUAAAUGUGCCGCACAUUAACACUCAACACGAAUAAAUUAAAUGCUGAUCCAGUCAUACUUAAUAACACGAGAAACGAUCGUUCACCGCAAAGGGCAGGCGGAAAAUACCCACCCUGAAACAAUGAAUCAACAAACGACCUUGAUGUCUACCUCUGACCGAAGAAGCCGGAGAUCCCCCGAGUAUCACGGUGAACAGGUAACCGCGAACUCUUCGCGGUGGGAUGGCAAUCUCGUAAUCCGAUUGGCCGUCGCUCCACGUGCUUACCGGUCGCGACACUGGACGACGAACCAUGCACGGCUACAUCGUGGUGGGAGUAAUAUAUUUUUCAAAUCCGCGUCGGGAUCCGCGUUUCCGCCACUCUCUACCAAAGCGUAUUCUGCCUACACCCGUACGAAGAGCAAAGUAACAUAACGACAGGUGGUGGAGAUAGACAAAAGCCAGAGGAUCCUAAACUGUCAGCGUAGUGUAUCGCGAGCUUAUCACGCUAAUCAUUUUGGCGAGCGUCACCCGGAACAACGAGAUCAUCUGAAACAGUCCAUCAUUUCGGAAAUCGUCAUGCGUUUCUCGUAAUUGAUUCGCGAAUAAUUCAGUUCGGACGAAAGCAUCGAAAAUCGAUACUGAUUAAAGAAGAUCACUCGCGAGGACGUGUUCGAUACCGAUCGAACGUGGAGACGAAACGCGCAGAAAAAAAGUGAAGGGCCCGUGCCGAAGUACAAAUUGAAAGUUUGAAGAUCAAACGUGUCGAAAUCGCACGUGUAACAGACGAAAAUUGCCCGACGAAAAUUACAUGGUAUUAUAAAAUACGACGUUUAAUUCCGCAAGCUGUCAUCGAGCUUCGCGCGAUAAGUGGUGAGACUCGCCACUAGCUGCCGUCAGUCGUCGAACUCGUCGCCAUUGAAUUGCCGGCGAUAGAUCGCCAUUUGAGUUACUGAAUUUUGGCUACGCCAAAAUUUCUAAGCUGAACACUUGCCUUGUGAUUCUAUUUGUCACGCAAAAAAAACUGAACUGCCGCAAACAUGAAGGAUCUCAUGGUAAUAUGGAAUACCCUGUCGCGUUGCCGGAAUUAUUCAACGGCCAACGUGAAUUCUAAUCCCGGCGAACAGGAUGAGACAAGAACGCUGUCACAUGUCUCAAAUAACAUUCGGAGAAAAUCUUCGAUAGUGGUGAACAGAUUCCUGAACACAGCUUUACCAGUGCAUUCUAACAAUAGACGAAGGUGGCCAAAAUAUACCUUCAGGUUAAUGAUUCUGGGCUUGCUCAGUCUCGCAUCUGGUUGCUUCCUACUACUAUACCGACCCUACGAAUUGCUCUUUAAUUGGAAGUCAACAUUCGGCGACGGUGGCGAGAUUUUCGAGAUGUGGCGGACACCUGAAGUUGAUCUCUAUCUGAAGGUCUACCUGUUUAACGUGACAAAUCGUGACGAGUAUUUAGAUGGCCGAGACAGCAAGCUGCGAUUCCAGGAAACUGGUCCUUACGUAUAUAAAGAAACGUUCCAACAUGCGAAUGUAGUUUUCAAUGACAAUGGUACGUUAUCGGCGGUACCGAUUCAUCCACUAACGUACAUUCCGGAAUUGAGCAACGGCACAGAAGAGGAUCUUUUGAUAUUGCCGAACAUCGCGCUACUCAGUAUCACGAACGUGAUGAAAGACGCUUCGUACAUAACCAGAUGGGGACUUAACAUGCUUAUCCGUCAAACAAACAGUCAUCCUCUAGUUCAAAUGACCGCACGUGAGUUCAUGUUCGGCUACCAAUCAACUCUAGUCACCCUCGGAAAUCAUCUAAUGCCUGCCUGGAUUAAAUUCGACAAGCUGGGAUUAAUUGAUAGGAUGUACGAUUUCGACGGUGACUUUGAAACUAUCUACACGGGAGAGACUGAUAUUCGACUGUCGGGUUUGAUCGACAAGUACAAUGGAGAUGUGAACCUGCCACAGUGGACUGGUACAUGCGCAAAUGUGCAUGGUGCGAGCGACGGCGUUAAGUUUCCAAGCUACAUCAAACCUAACGACACGCUUCUCUUCUUUCGCAAGAGCCUCUGCCGAAGCGAACGAAUGAUACGAACUGGAGAGAAAGUGAUAAAAGGCCUAUACACGUACCAGUAUACGUUUAUGGAAAAUGAAUUAGACAACGGGGCAAUCAAUCCAGAGAAUAAAUGCUUCUGUCGUCGCGGUUUUUGUCUGAAACCUGGCUUAAUCGACGUGACCGAUUGUUAUUAUGGAUUUCCGAUCGCUUUAUCGUACCCGCACUUUUACAAAGCUGAUCCGUCACUGUUAGAAGCUGUCGAAGGACUAGAACCUAAGAAAGAGCUACAUGAAUCCUACUUCUUCAUUCAACCAAAAUCCGGAGCGCCAGUAGAUCUGGCAUUCAGAUUCCAGAUCAACAUGGCUCUGCAAAAUAUCGGACACUUGGCCAGAGUGGAAAAAUUCGACGAUUUAACGCUUCCGCUGCUAUGGUUCGAAAUUGGAAUGUACGAGCUACCGACGCACAUGAACAUGCGUUUUUGGCUUUACAUACAUUUCUUACCGAUUCUGGAAGAAAUAAUGAUCUAUUUGCUAUUUCUUUUGGGCGCGAUGCUACUCGUCUGGAGUGUUGUGAGGAUAUUAUCUUAUCAAGCAAAGGAAUCGCCGACGGAAUGGCUGGAAACAGAAAUAAAAAGGAAGCGAGAACGGGUGCAGAACGCCAAGCAGAAUAAUCUAGGAGCGAGAGAAAUGGACACAUACAGUUCGCUGCUGAUUCUCGGUGAUCCAAAUUUGGCCGAUGUAAAUUUAAUGGUCGAAACGUAAAGAGCGGACAAGACAUUUAUUCAUUAUUUUUUCGUUAACAUUCUGACCAUUUGUGAUUUGUAAAAUGCAUGUCGGUUCGCGCCCAAUAUUGGAAAAUGCCAUGAAUUUUAAUAUAGAAAUCAGAAACGUG